Messenger RNA from Trichobilharzia regenti, 4003 nucleotides. The record is from the annotation of a GenBank genome assembly. Lineage: Eukaryota; Metazoa; Platyhelminthes; Trematoda; Strigeidida; Schistosomatidae.
CUGAAUCCUAUUAUCCUCAAUAAAAAAACACUUCCCUUCCUUCUGUUAGCGUGUUUGGCAUAGGUAAUGUAAGCAAAAGGAGAUUCUGUGCACCUGCAUCCACCAAGGUCUUAGACCGUCUUAUCACACAAAUGAAAAAGUCAAACAAAUCGGUUGCUCUUUAUAAGUUGGUCACAAAGAAAUUGAAACUUGCGAAAAAAUCCGGGAGGAAUGAAUUUUACAAGGUCACGUGUUAUAUGAAAUGCUCAGUAGUGUGCCUGAGAAUUUGAAAUCAGUUGUCGAUGAUCUUAUUAAGAAAAUCACGUCUAAUAAACGCAAAUCAUUUUCACGUAGUGAUGUACAGCAAUUCUAUUCUCUCGGUGAAAACCUUUUUACUUGUCACUCAAAGCCAACGUCAUUGUCAGAAGUUGAAGGAAAGCUGUUUUCGAAACUUCUAGUAGAUGGACGAGACACUGAUUCAGUUAUACUUAAACGCCUUCUAAACAAUUUGCACAGCUUGCCUUCAGUUACGCGAAAAGCUGAAAUUUUGGAUUUCUUGUAUCUGUUAUCCAAAUACAAUUAUCGACGCAAAACUGAUAUUCGUCAAAAUUCAGGAAAUAAUGGUUCCAGUGGCUUUUACUCAGACUUGACGUCUCAUCCUUCUCUUCAGUCAAAAUCCAAACCUCCUACUCCAAGUGCAGGAUCUACUAUUCGACCUGUUGACCAGCCAUUCCAUGCAACAGGGGACCACUUGAUUGAUUUAUGGGGUCCACCUGCUGGUGAUACAUUUAAAGUUCCUCCCGUUCCAAGCCAUAAAAUUAAUCGUCGUGUCCUUGGUCAACACACCAAAAACUCUUCAGUUCCUAAAGCUCCUAAUCGGACAACAGUUCCAGAAACUGAUAUCCUCCGUGAAUUAUUAUUUGUAUUGAGCGGUGGAGGUGGGAAUUUAGUUAAAUUUAAGGAUUCACCGGAUUCCUUUGAAUUAGUGAUCAGUCCAAAUAUUUCUGAUAGUCAAAAAGAUGCAGUUCAAAAAAUUGCUAUCUGUGGUUGGCUACAUAAUGCAAUUCAACACUGGAUGAGAAGUGCUCAAAGUAAUCGAUUUGGUGGUGUUAUCUUACAAUGUUUUACGACUGGAUUACAUGAACACAUGACGGAGUAUUAUGGUCUACUUGCUCGUUUAGAAUCCGAAUUGAAUCAAGAGAAACACAAUUUCAGUGAUCAAUUGAGUCAUUCAGAUCAAAUUAUUAGUGACCAUGCUAAAUAUACAGACAACUUCUCCGGUUUACUCCCUGGUAGAGCUGAUUAUCAUGGUGGUCGUAAUCCAAGCGGUGGAGAUACUGCUACUACUACUACUACUACUUCAAGCAUUUACAGUCGAAAUACAUUAGCAUUAGUGGCAACUAACCAACCGUUGACAUUAAGUCGUUUAAUCAUGUGGACUACAGAGCCACGAUUAAGAUUAACACUUCUACUUAGUCUAUGCAAUGUUUGUCAUGGAUUUAAAGGCGGUGAACUAGCCUCUAAAGUCUACGCGUAUACACUUCACGGAGAUCCUGAUGUACAAAAAAUUAUGGGACAUUUAAUGUCAAAAGUUGCCUCAGGUGUAUUACACUUUAUUAACCAGUGGAUUUUUAAUGGUUAUUUAGACGAUGCAUAUCAAGAAUUUUUUGUUCAAGCUAAUACGGGGAUAAAAAUCGAUCGAUUAUGGUAUGAUAAGUAUACACUACGGCUUAAUAUGCUACCGAAAUUUAUUACAUUGAGUCAAGCGAAAAAGAUUCUUGUCACUGGAAAAUCGGUCAGCUUUUUAGUUCAUGUUUGUGGAGAGAAAGAUGGCAUUAAAAAGCAUGAGGCUAUUCGUCGGACACGCCUUACAAAUGCCCAACCAAUGUAUGAACAAGAUUUGGAUCCUUCCUUCAAUCAAAUGUUAUGUACUGUAUAUAAACUAACGAGUCAAUAUUUAGUAGAAACAUUAAUAAAACGUUAUCAUUUCUUGGAUCAUUUAAGGGCUACGAGACAAUUCCUCCUUUUGGGACAAGGUGAUUUUAUUCAACAUCUUAUGGAUUUACUAGAUUCCAGUUUGAAUAAGCCAAGUUCACAAAUAAUCUUCAGUCGGUUAAGUAGUAUACUGGAGACAGCUAUACGCGAUACAAAUGCACAAUAUGAACAACCAGAAAUAUUACAACGUUUAGAUGUUCGACUACUGGAUAUCUCAUCACCCCAAGAUACUGGAUGGGAUAUCUUUUCAUUGGAUUAUCAUGUUGAUGGACCAUUGGCUACCAUAUUCACUGAUAAUUGUCGAUUUAUGUAUUUAUUCUCAUUUAAUUUUCUUUGGCGGGCAAAACGUAUGGAGUUUACAUUGUGUAAUUUAUGGAAACAACAGUUGUGUACAACACGUCUUGGAAAUAACCUACAAAUUGAUUUAUCUGUCGUACUACAUUUAUUACAGUUGUUCGGCGCAGAGAUUCGACAUUUUAUACAACAAUUACAAUAUUAUAUUAAUUUUGAAGUCCUAGAAUGUGCUUGGGAGAAUCUUGUGAAACAAGUUCAUGCUGCUGAAGACUUGGAUAGUGUUGUCAAUGCUCAUCAAGCUUUUCUAUCCAAUGUCUUUACACGUUGUCUACUAGAUGCUGAAUCACGUCAAUUACUUGGCCAGUUGAGAGCAGUAUUCAAUUCAAUAUUAGAUUAUUCUCAAUUACAUCAAGAUUUUAAUAUAACUGCAAUGCAUGAAAAUGAGAAACGUGAAAAGUAUAAAGCUGAGGUACAGCGGUGUACAAAAACUGGUAAAUGGGGAACUAAUCGAUUACAAGAAGAGCAAGAGUCUAUUCGUCGUAAAGAAUUUGUCGAUAAUAAAUUGGCUCACCUACAAGCUCAAAUUCGUAUUCAAGCAGCUGCCUACCGUGCAAAUGUUAUCAAAUUUAUUGAAAUGCUAUUGAAUCAUACAGAUCCUAGUUUACGUUUAUUAGCUGAACAUAUGAAUUUUAAUGGACAUUAUUGUAAUUCAGCACCAGGAUCAUCAUGUGCAACUGGAUCUGUUACCUCGGGAUAUCCUAUUCCAGUAGCAGUUGAAGGAGGAGCCGGAGACGGCGAAGGAGGUUAUCAACAAAAAGCAAAAUCUCUACCAUCAUCAUCGAUACCCCCUUCAUCCUUACAACAACCACACGAACACCAACAACAAGAAGUCAAGAAUAAUGCUAUACGACACAGUAAUGUUAUUAUCUUAAGAAGUGCUAUGCCAUAUUCUGGUUCAGUAACUUCCACAUCAUCAUUGACAGUUGCAUCUAGACACCAAGAAACACCAUCGUGUACUUCACAGGCGAGUGAUAUAACAUCGAGUCGAAAGACUUCAACUGGAUCAUCAGAUGACUAUAAAGGUGGAACUGUUCUUAUUAAAUGAAAAAUAAAAUUAUAAUAUAUUUCAUAUACUGGUAAUGAUGUAUUUAUGCUUUUUUCUAGAAAGAUCUCUAUCUCUCUGUCUGUCUGUUUGUCCUUAAGAUGCACGCACUCACACACACACACACACAGGGACUCACUCACAUGCUCACUCGCACCCAUUCCACCCCCACCCCCGCUCAUUUUGCACAAUACCCUACCACAUUAGACUUAUUCUUUUUAUAAAAAUUGAAUUAUAGUGGAAAUAGAAUAAGAACUCUUAGAUUUCUGUAUGUGUACAAAUGCAUCUGUAUAUCUUUGUGUGUGUAUGUGUAUGGGUGCGUGCGUGCGUGCAUAUGUACUGGCGUCUGUUUGUAGUUUUGUGUUUUUGAAGUGUGUGUGUGUGUACUUGUCUUGUAGCUGUUGUUCACAUUCUUGUUUAAUAUUCUCUUCUCUUUCAAUUGUAUGUGUUACCUUGUGCACACACACACAACACACGUAUACAGUGUUUAAUAAUAAUAUUAUUAAUAUUAUUAUUAUUUUUUCUAAUUCGAAGUUUGCUACUACCAUUUAUUUGGUUUAAAUGUAGCUUCUUUCUUUUUGUAUGAUUUUAAUAAUAAUAAAAAAAACAGAAUGUGUUUACAGUUUAUUGGUG